Molecule: messenger RNA, 2037 nt
Organism: Heterostelium album PN500
Lineage: Eukaryota; Evosea; Eumycetozoa; Acytosteliales; Acytosteliaceae
Exons: 1
Coding region: 1-2037 (678 amino acids)
Source: RefSeq, a predicted model, not a curated record
AUGAAAGUAAAGACUAUCAAUCAAUUUAUGGUGGUGUACAACAAGUACAGAGACACUCUAUUUAUGUCAAGAGAUUUGAUAUCAAAUGCAUGCAGAGUUGGUAACAUUGAAAUUGUAAAGAUACUUCUCAAUCAAACAUCACCGAUUAAACUUAAAAGAGAUGGUGCAUUUAAAGGUGCUAUGUUAGGUGGUCAAGUGGAAAUACUCGAUUAUCUCGUGGAGAAUGGAAUUGAUCCUAUCAAUGAAUUGGACAAGAAGAUAAUGGAUGAUUUAAUCAAUUACCCAAAGAUCCAAUCAAUCGAAUGGUUAUUUGCUAAAUUCGGUGAGGAUAUCAUCAUGGAAAAGUACAAGACUACCCUCGGAGCUUUACAUUUCAAUCCACAAUUGAGCGACGAUAAAGUAUUUAUCUAUCGAUUAUUAAAGAAACAUGGUUAUACUUUUGGUCCAAAGAUAAUAGAGCCGAUCAUUAAAGCCAAUCUCUCUCUCAGUAAUUCUAUAGAAUUAUUAUCAUAUCUCAUGGUUAAUAAGGAGAGCAAUCAUCUUGGAGUUACCUCAGAAACAGAUACCAAAUACCUCUUAUCAAUGAAAGAGAGUAUAGUAAAACAAUUUCCAAUUCCUGAAUCACCCCUGAUUGACAAUCUUUGUUAUAAUCUCAUACUUCUUGAUGCUAUGUAUCAUCAUCACAAUGCAUUAUACUCAAGGAAUUAUAUUGGCAAAACAGUCUCAGAAAUCGUUAGAAUUAAACUUCAAUUGGCAGGUCAAUUAAAUAUAUCAAACCAAUCAAUCAUCGAUGAUAUUCUAUCGAAGAUCGUUUCACUCAAUAUGAAUGUAGAUGAUCGUGGAAAUGUAGAAGAUGAAACCAAUCUUCGAAAGACUCUAACAUUAUUAUUCAAUCAUGGAUCUCGCAAUCAAAUUGAGUAUCUUGUCAAUAGAAUAGAUACCGAUCGAUCAAUCAUUGAAGUACCUCUUCAAGAAUGUAUUUAUCGAUGUGUUGCAUCACUUUUCGAAAGAGAAGAUGGUAAUCUUGCAAUUGAAAUGAUUGAAUACAUAAAGAGAGUUUUCACCAAACAAGGUUUAAAGUUAUUCAGAAACUUUAAAGAAGAUCGUAGAGACCAUGGAAAUUCCUGCAUGAGAUAUGAAAGAUCACAUCAGAAACCUGGAUCAAAAGAAUCAAUUCUUUAUCUCAUGGAUAACCUUGAUGGAUGGAAACUAGACUAUAAUGACUAUGAAACUACUCAGCGAUUUGGUUCACUCAUUUUUGAUCAAUUGGUAAUGCGUGGAAAAGUUAUCAAUGAAGAUGGAUCACUAUCAUAUGAAGCAUGGCAUAUUAUUGAAAGAUCAAGAACUAAGCAGCAAUUGGAUCACAUUUUGAAAUAUGAAGGAAUCAUCCAAGCAACAACUGAGGAUCAAUCAAGAUGGAACAAAAAGAAAUAUAAUGCAAUUGAUUUUAGAAUCAAAUAUGCACCAACUUUUCAUCGAAUGUUUCUUGUUGGUAUCGGGAUUGGUACAUAUCAUUUUUAUCAAGUACAAACGAUAGAAUUCCUCAAUUGGUUGACAAUAAAUGCCAAGGGUUUUCUAAAGAUUGAUCAAAAGAUAAUUCAAGAUCCAGAAUUGAUCUUUCAUGUCUUGAAGAACAAAAUCUUCUCAGAUGUUAAUCUCUCUUGCUUUGAUAUCAAAGAACUAAUGACAAUUAAGCAAAAUCCAAAUCUAUUAAGAUUCAUCUAUGAAAAUCACAGAUCUCAAUGGAAUCAAGCCGUUAAAGACAACUUGUUGGAUAUCCUUCAAAGAUCAUCGAACGAAAUUCUUGACCUAAUAUUCGGAAUCGAUCCCUAUGCAAUGAAAUUAUUAACAAACAAUGCCCAGAACUUUGUACCAAGGCUACAUGAAUAUUAUUACGACACAUUGUUUUGGAUGCAUAGAAAAGGAAUUCAUCUUUCUUUGGAUGAAACCAUCAAAAAGUUUGGUGAUCCAACUGGUAUUCUAAAAUUGAUUUCUGAUGAAACCAAAACAAACAAACGCAAACGCAAACCAAAUUAA